UGGCCGUUGUUGCCGCGCUAUGUAAACCUGCCCUCUCCGCCAUAUUCGUCUUGAUACUCUUGAAGCCGCCGUAGCUAGUUGCCCAAGCUGCAUGCUCGCCAAAGCCACUGCCUAGUCUCCCACUGCUCGCCUGACCCUCUCUCACGUACGCCCAUACAUGUCUUACGAAUACGACAGCCGGUACCACCACCGCCCGCGCCAUGACUCCCACUAUACAUCAAGAGAGACGGACCCCUAUGCAUAUGCGAGGAACGACAAGACUCUAGCUGAGGCCCGCGAGCAGCUGGCAGACAUGCGCCAGAGCAACCCAUACACUUCGUCCUACAGCUCGUCCUACAACACCUACACCUAUGAGCCCCGCACUUCACCACCCCUCCCACCCCGGCGACCCGCGCCGCAUUCGUACAGGUCGCACACGCGCGAGCAGACAUGGCCGCCGUCACCAAGCGUCGAGGACGAGAGGGAGGCGCUAGCAAAGGAGGCGCCGUCCUCCGUGGGGUCGCCAGGGCAGGCCGAGGGUGAGCCGCCGAGCAACACGCGGGGCACUGUCGACCAAGACUCCCUGCUGGACGAGAUCGAGCAGCCGAGCGUCGCACAACACCAUGACCGCCGCUAUGUGCUCGUUUCCGAAUCCAGCACCGACAGUGACGGCGCGCACGGGUCCAGCACGCGUCGGGACCGUCGCCGGCGCAGCUUUGCUGAUCGUGGGGGCAUGUCGCACAUCAACACCGACGUGCCAGACCCUCCUGUCUUUACUGAGCGCGUGAGGGCGCCCUAUGGGUACUCGAAGCCCCAGAAGGAGUCCAUCGCGCCCUCGACUGCAGACUACAUGCGCUCGCCAGAACCCAUCACGCCUUCGAACAGCAGCCAUCCCAGGUCAGAUGCAAGCAGACCGUCGAGACCGAUGCCAACUGAAAGCCGACACAACUCCUACACGUCGCCAUCGUCCAAGAAGGAAUACGUAUUCGACUCGGACUCUGAGUCCGAGACGCACAGCACAACCCACCUGCGAACCGAACGAAAGCCCGCGCGUUACAGCUUCGUGAAGAGCGACCUACAAAGGGAGGAUCUGAGAACAAACCUGCGCGAUACACAGGAGAGGCCCGAGCCGCAUCGGCACGACUCCGGGCAGCGUCCCCUGCCGACGAUACGUAAGGGUGAUUCGUCAGGCUCGUACAAGGAGUACUCGAAUGCUGAGUCGCCGCGGUCGUCUUCGUCCUCGGUACACAGCACGCGGAGAUCGAGGCCUGUGCCCGUAGACACAGUCUAUGCUAACAGCUCACGGCCACUGUCAAGACCAAGCUCUCCAUUGCAUCGAGCACCCUCGCCUCAGCUGCCUACCCGAUUGCGAGACUCCCCUCCAGGCUCUCGGCCUUCGUCCCGCGGUGGCCCUUGGCCUACUUCCCCGCUCGCUUCUUCGUUCCAACCUUCUUCGCCGGGCCGCAGUCGCGUACCUGUAUCAGAGUCAGAUUGGCACGCCACCUAUCCUCCAGCACCUUCCGACGACAGGUCAAGACAACCCUCUCGAUAUGGUAGACACGACACCAUGCCACUCCCGAGGCCCCGCAUCGAUGUGCAUAGUCCGUCUCCUGCGAGGCAAUCCACUGGCGACUCCUUACCAUACCCCAUCGACGACCAGCUCAUUGACGUAUUCAUGCCACCUGAAGAGCACUAUCAAUUCGAUCAUUCCACCGUCGGUUCGCCGAGGCAAAGCUACGUGGACAUUCCGAGAGCGACGUCCCCGUCUCUCCCCGGCUCCCCGUAUACGCGAGAUCUACCUUCCCGGGCUAGGAGGCAAGAUACUGAGACAUUGGAGGAGCCGGCACGCCUAAGGAGGUCUAGGUCGGGUAGUUUCCGCUCACAACAUGGUCGCCGUGACAAGUCCUCUCGAAGGACCGCUUCAAUGGACAGCAAACUUCCAGAUUGCCCAAGACCCUACAAGACUGGACCUUACGAUGACUGGUACGCGCUUCGAGACCACAAGAACUUCAACAUCUGCCCUAGUUGUUACGAGGGUGUCUUCGCCGGGACGUCUUUUGACGUGGACUUCAAACAGAUAUGGCUCAAUGACUAUUCGUUGGAGCGGAGCUGUGACUUCAGCAGUCCGUGGACACGUCUUGCAUGGCUAUUGACAGUUCAACAACGUCGCAAAUCGCUCGAGCUGAUCUACGCAAUUGCGGAUGUCAUGGACACAGUAGCCAAGCCGUGUCCUGGAGAUCGUGAGGCAGGUGCAGAAGACCGUAUCAGCUGGUACGGCAUUACGAACCCACGCGAAGGUACCCAUGUAGCCAACUUUGCUAUAUGCUCGAGCGAUAGGAGGAUGCUCGAGGCCUUGUUGCCUUCUCUUCGUGGUUGCUUCGCUAAGAUGCCGAAGGACGAGAGGCACGUAUGUAGCUUGCGUACGAGCUCAACCCGCUUCCCAAAGUACCUAGAUCUGCUCGUCGAGCUAGACGCCGAGGCUGAAAUGUCCGGUCAACUACCUGAUCUGAACCGCUUCGUCAAAUUGUUGCGCGAAAACUCCUACAAAAGCGAGUGCGCGAGGUACAAAAUCUUGUUCCGUAAACCAUGGCAUUUCAUCCCUUCGCUGCCAGAGUUCACAGUCUGCGAGCAAUGCUACGACGAACUUAUAUGGCCCGCUACGCAAUCUAAAUCCACAUCGUCGUCCAUACCGCACAUGUUCAACAAGUCAAUCCAGCUAGUUCCCGGCGAAGACCCUGAUGUCGGGUCCAGCUGCUGUCUUUGGAGUCCAAGGAUGCGCGACGUCUGGAAGGAAGCUGUCAGGUACGACGACUUUUCUUAUCUGAAGAGCCAAGCGAAGGAGAGAAAGAGGGCGGAGUCCAAGUAUAUGAGAAACAGAAAAUCGAUUAUGGAGUGGAUGGGCGACGCGGAAAAGGGGAGUAGGAAGUGGAAAGAAGCAGAGGACGCUAUGAGGGAGCUGAAAAAGAGUUGGUAUACUUAUGAAUAAUGAGGUUAUGAUUGGAAUGGGAUAUGUAGACUCAAUAAGAAUAUGGUUAUUACUA
This is a messenger RNA of Alternaria rosae, 3020 nucleotides long. RefSeq lists its product as uncharacterized. The record is from RefSeq and is a predicted model, not a curated record. The coding region runs from base 158 to 2965 and encodes 935 amino acids. The transcript has a single exon. Lineage: Eukaryota; Fungi; Ascomycota; Dothideomycetes; Pleosporales; Pleosporaceae.